This is a messenger RNA of Rhododendron vialii, 1717 nucleotides long. RefSeq names its product ethanolamine-phosphate cytidylyltransferase. Gene Ontology annotation, molecular function: ethanolamine-phosphate cytidylyltransferase activity. Gene Ontology annotation, biological process: phosphatidylethanolamine biosynthetic process. The transcript has 9 exons. Gene Ontology annotation, cellular component: cytoplasm. The coding region runs from base 184 to 1449 and encodes 421 amino acids. NCBI's taxonomy places the organism in Eukaryota, Viridiplantae, Streptophyta, Magnoliopsida, Ericales, Ericaceae. The record is from RefSeq and is a predicted model, not a curated record.
CAGAAGGACAACAGAAAGAGGAAAAGAGGCAAGUGGAGAAUCAAAUAGAGAAGGAUAGGUGAAAAACACGAAAAGCGAAGAGGACAAUGCCAGGGCGCUCCUAAAAAUACACCUUCCACGUUCCUCCACCGUUUAUCCCGAGAGACCACAUUUCACCCUUCUCGAGAGCCCGAAUAAAUCGCGAUGAGUUCAGCCGGGGAUCUCUCGGAGAACGUGAAGAACUCGAGGCUGAUCGCGACAUGGCUGAUCGGAGGCGUGGUCGUGGGGGUCUCGGCCCUGGGCAUCUACUACUCGUUCCCUUUGGGGAGCUGGAAGAAAUUGCUGAAGCUGAAGAAGAACAACAAGCCGAUCCGCGUUUACAUGGACGGUUGCUUCGACAUGAUGCACUACGGCCACUGCAACGCCCUGCGCCAGGCCCGUGCCCUCGGGGAUCAGCUCGUCGUCGGCGUCGUCAGCGACGCCGAAAUUACCCUCAACAAAGGCCCGCCCGUCACUCCCCUCCACGAGAGGAUGAUUAUGGUCAGGGCUCUGAAGUGGGUGGACGAGGUGAUUCCUGAUGCACCUUAUGCUAUAACUGAAGAAUUCAUGAAGAAGCUCUUUGAUGAGUACAACAUAGAUUAUAUAAUUCACGGGGACGACCCAUGUCUUCUGCCUGAUGGCACUGAUGCUUAUGCCCUUGCGAAGAAGGCUGGCCGAUAUAAGCAGAUCAAGCGCACCGAAGGUGUUUCAAGCACUGACAUCGUUGGUCGUAUGCUUCUCUGUGUGAGGGAGAGGCCCUCUAGUGAAAGCCAGAAUCAUUCAUCGCUGCAAAGACAAUUCAGCCAUGGCCACAGCCAAAAAUCUGAAGAUGGUGGGUCUGGGAGUGGAACACGUAUUUCUCAUUUUCUACCUACAUCUCGCAGAAUUGUGCAAUUCUCCAAUGGGAAGGGACCUGGACCGGCUGCUCGUAUAGUUUAUAUAGACGGGGCAUUUGAUCUUUUUCAUGCUGGCCAUGUGGAGAUAUUGAGGCUUGCUCGGGGGCUUGGAGAUUUUCUACUUGUUGGGAUUCAUACUGACCAAACUGUCAGUGCUAAAAGAGGGGUGCACCGCCCAAUUAUGAAUCUUCACGAAAGGAGCUUGAGUGUUUUGGCUUGUCGAUAUGUAGAUGAGGUCAUAAUUGGUGCUCCAUUGGAAGUAUCAAGAGACAUGAUAACAACAUUUGAUAUUUCGUUAGUUGUUCAUGGAACAGUGGCAGAAGAUAGUGAUUUUCAGAAGGAAAAGGGCAACCCGUAUGAAGUCCCAAUUAGUAUGGGCAUAUUCGAAGUGUUGGAAAGCCCUUUGGAUAUCACAACUAGCACUAUAAUAAGGAGAAUCGUAUCAAAUCACGAGGCAUAUCAGAAACGGAAUGAGAAGAAGGCAGAAAGUGAGAGAAGGUAUUACGAGCAGAAGACUCAUGUCUCUGGGGAUUGAUUAAUUUGAGAAGAUUUGGUAUAUGUGCUUGGACAGUCUGAUUGUCCAUUUCACUAAUUUUACUUAGACUAGAGGAUCUGUUAUAGUUGUAUUGUCUAUGAUUAAUUGCUCGAAAUCCAGUUUUGAAUGUAAUGUCUAGCUGUGGAUCACACCUCACGGAUGGGAGUACCUCAAAAUACUAGGCCGAUAAGGAAAUCAUACUUAUGAAGGCGGGAUCUUUUAUUAUCUCUAUUAUAAAACAGAAGGGUGUGGAGACAAGUUGUUGAAA